AUGACAGAACGGCAACACCUUCUCUGUGAGGCCGCAGCAGCUGACAUUCGUGGAAUUUUCAGUCUUACUCCGUGUUUCUGCCGUCUCUCUUUCUCUUUUGAGUCGACUCAAAAGUCUUUCCAGUUUUCAGCUGAUGGCUCUCUCCUCGAGAUGGUGUGGGAGAUGUUCCUUUCAGAGCAGCCCACAGUCACCACACAGGAGUUUGCAGAGAUCGCCUUUGGAGAGGCUGAGGAUCCGCUAGUGCCGCACUUUGCCGCCCAUCGAAUGCUGACUGCCGACCGCAUCUUCUUCAAGAGAGUCCGCGGCGCCGCCCACUCCUUUGAGCUGCGGCCGCCCGUGCAGGUGGAGCAGCUGAGGAAGCAAGCAGCAGCAGAGGCAGCAGUGCGAGCGGAGCAAGAGGAGCGAGAGCAGAGAGGGCAGAGGGAGCAGGAGGGGGGAGUGGAGCAGCUAAGGAAGCAGGCAGCAGCGGAGGCAGCAGUGCGAGCGGAGCAAGAAGAGUUUGCAGUAUUUGUAACGCCUCGUCUGUGUGACACUCGUGGAAUCUCCAAAGCAGCCUGCGACCUGCUCGUUCGUGCUGGCGCCCUUCCACUCCACUUCCACUCCUUCAUCUCAUCUCUCUUUCCGGCCCUCUCUGCCCGUUCCUCCCGCAUUCCCCUUCUCCCUUCUGCUCCCUCCCACAGUCUCUGCAACUCCUCGGCUUCUCUGCAACUCCUCGGCUGUGUGAGAACGCCAGAAGCAGCAUGUGACCUGCUUGUCCGUCCGGGCGCCCUUCCACUCCACUUCCACUCCUUCAUCACAUCUCUCUUUCCGGCACUCUCUGCCCGUUCCUCCCGCAUUCCCCUUCUCUUCUCUGCUCUCUCCCCCAGUCCCUGCAACUCCUCGGCUUCCCUGCAGCUCCUCGGCUGUGUGAGAACGCCAGAAGCAGCUUGCGAUCUGCUCGUCCGAGCAGGCGCCCUUCCCCUCCACUCCCACUCCUUCCGCCUUGCUGCCUCCGCCAUGCCUGCAACCUUCCCAGCAAGUGUCGCCGAUUAUUCUGCUAAUCUCGCAGCUAACCCCCCACCAGACCCUGAUCAGAGGGUUAAUGGGCCAUUAAUAUACCUCUCCCCUCUCUCCGCUCUCCCCUUGAUACUUCUCCCUCUGUUUCCUCUCCCUCUCAUUCCUCUCUUUGUCCCCUCUCCUCCUUCCCUUCCCCUCUUCCUUUCUCUCUUUCUUCAGAGCAUACGUGUCGAUCUGACGCAUCUCAAAAGCAUACGCGUCGAUUUAACUCAUCUCAAAAGCAUACGCGUCGACCUAACUCAUCUCAAAGGCAUACGAGUUGAUCUGACGCAUCUCAAAGUCUACACCAUCGACUCAUACGACACGGUAGAAGUGGACGACGGGUUGAGUGCAGAAACCCUCCCGGACGGCCGGAUCAAGGUCUGGAUCCACGUGGCUGAUCCGAGCCGCUGGAUGAGGCUCGGCGACAGGCUUGACACGGAGGCUCGGAAGCGAGCCACGUCCGCGUAUUUUGCUACGGGAGCUGUGCCUAUGAUUCCGUUCUCCCUGGCCGCGGGUCCCAUGAGUCUCUCUCUUCCUCCUGCUCCUGCUGCUGCUCCUGCUGCUGCUGCUGCCGAUGCUGCUGGUGCUAAUGGUGGUGCUGCUACUGGGGACUCUGCUUCUGCUGUCGUCUGUGCGGUCACUGUAGUAGUCACACUGAAUCCCGAUUUCAGCAUCGAUGACGUGGACAUCAUGAAUUCCUUCAUCUGCCCGACCUACCGACUAGCCUACGACCAGCUUCCCGAAAUGCUUGCAAUGGCGGGCGAACACGAACCGGAGCUUCUCCUCCUAUCAGACGUUGCUGCCGGCCGGUUACGUUACCGCAUGCAAAACGGGGCAGCAAACAUCUCAAUCCCCGAAUCCGACAUCAAAGUUUUUUCCGCCACGUCACACUGCCCGGAAAUCUCGGUCAGCACGAUCGACCAGUCCGACCCGUCCCGGAGGCUCGUGUCCGAAGCUAUGGUUCUCUGCGGCGAGGCUGUGGCUAGGUUCGGCGCCGAACGUGACCUGCCGCUGCCGUACCGAGGCCAGGGCCCUCCGGACCGAAUGACAGAUGAGGAUGAGGAGGAUAUGCAAGCGCUCCCCGAGGGGCCAUGCAGAGCGGUGCAUUUGAGAUCGUUUAUGAGUCGCAGUGAGAUCAAAUGCUCCGGGCCGAUUCCGCAUGCUGGGCUGGGGCUGCAGGGGUACGUGCAGUUCUCGUCGCCCAUCAGAAGAUACUCCGACCUGCUCGCGCAUUAUCAGGUGAAGGCACUACUAAGGGGUGAGCCGCCUCCGCUAUCCGUAUCAGAUCUCGACACAAUCGUAUCGCACUGUGCCGCCCGGCAGCGCGAGGUGCGGCGGGCGGAAGGGGCGGUGGAGCGCUACUGGCUGCAGGAGUACCUGCGGCGGCUGCCGGCCAAUACCGUGCUGACAGCUGUCAUGCUCAAGUGGCUCCGGGCUGAUGGUAGCCCUCUGGCGCUGAUGCUGGUAGAGGAGGUGGGGAUGAAGACGGUUAUGAAGUUGCAGCGGGACGUGCGUGUGGGAGACUCAGUGGAUGUGAUUUUAGCGGAAGCUGACUUUCCUUUCUUCUCUAUGUUUAUUCUUUGCCUUUUCGUCCCUCAGGUUGGGAUGGAGACAGUCAUGAAGAUGCAGCGGGACGUGCGGGUGGGAGACUCAGUGGAUGUGAUUAUAGCAGAGGCGGAUCCUGCAAGGGACAAGCUGCGGCUCGUGGAAGCACCUCCGAGUUUCAGAGAAGCUCAGAUGAGAGGUUUGGCGUAUGGGGAAGGAGAGGAAGGUGGGCUGGAGGAUGGUGGGGAGGAGGAUAGGAGAGAGGAAGGGGAAUUGGAAGCUGGGGAGGGGGAGAGCAGUGGAGAGGCAUGGGAGGGUAGCGUGGAUGUUGAGAUCCAGCCACUUGCAAAGCUAUGA
This is a messenger RNA of Closterium sp. NIES-65, 2940 nucleotides long. The record is from the annotation of a GenBank genome assembly. Lineage: Eukaryota; Viridiplantae; Streptophyta; Zygnematophyceae; Desmidiales; Closteriaceae.